AUCGCGAAUACAAAGCCUGGUGAAGGCAUCUUCACAAGGGUAUUUGCAUUAACCAAUUUCUAAUGAUAUGUAUUCAUUUUCUGAUAUGCCCAUUCUACUGCCUUAAGACUGAGUGACUAGCCCAGCACAGCAACCGCUCAAUGGGUGAAAAUCUUGAGAGACUGCUGUUCCUCAUCCGUUUUCCCAGUAAUGGAUCUACACCUAACUUCUGGAUCAAAAACGAUAGGUGCAAAAACCAUCACCGGCCGGGGCACCACCCUGGGCCUUGCACAGCAGCAUGAUGGAGUCGGCGAUGUCAUGGCGAAAAAUCCCGUUUAUCAGGUGUCCUGCUGUGGGCCUGUUUCCUGGACCAGCUGCUGCCACUCUAGGCAGCCCUCUCUCACAGAAUCUUCUUGUAGCCGCCUGCUCUACAUCCUUCUCCAUUUGGGGGCCUCAGCUAUCUGCUGCCUCCUGCUGUCUAGGACAGUGGUAGAAAGGGUCUGGGGCAAAGCACAUGGGAUCCAGAUGCCCUCAGCGCUGUGUGCCCACCUGUUUGGCAACUUGGACUGUCCAGUGCUCAGUGGCUCUGGGGCUGUGUAUCGAGUAUGCGCAGGAACUGCCACUUUCCACCUGCUGCAGGCUGUGCUGCUAGUUCGCCUCCACUCCCCCACCAGCCCACGUGCACAGCUGCAUAACAGCUUCUGGAGCUUCAAGUUGUUGUUCCUGUUAGGUCUCUGGACUGCUGCCUUCUGUAUCCCUGAUGAGCAUCUCUUCCCAGCCUGGCAUUAUAUUGGCAUCUGUGGAGGCUUCACAUUCAUCCUAUUACAGCUGGUGCUUAUCACAGCCUUUGCCCACUCAUGGAACAAGAAUUGGCAGACUGGCGCAGCCCAAGACUGUAGCUGGUUCCUAGCUGUAUUCCUGACUACCCUAGGAUUCUACAGUAUGGCAGGUGUGGGAGCUUUGCUACUGUUCCACCACUAUACACACCCUGAUGGUUGCCUGCUCAACAAGAUGCUACUCAGCCUACACCUUUGCUUCUGUGGCCUCCUUUCUUUCCUCGCCAUCGCACCUUGCAUCCGCCUCACAACGAGGCUUCCUACCUGGCUGAGUUAUUUGGACCCCUGUGGAUCAUCAAGGUUUACAAUCAUGAAUUCCAGAAGCCCUCACUCUGUUUCUGCUGCCCCCAAACAGUGGAACCUGAGGAUGGGCAAAGUAGCAGAGUCAGGCCAGCUGAGCAAGAGACCCCACCAGCCGUUCAGGUGCAAAGCCAGCAUCUUUCCUACAGCUACUCUGCCUUCCACUUCACCUUCUUUCUCGCUUCACUCUAUGUCAUGGUUACCCUUACCAACUGGUUCAGUUAUGAGGGAGCAGAACUGGAGAAGACCUUCACUAAAGGCAGCUGGGCUACCUUCUGGGUCAAAGUUGCCUCAUGCUGGGCCUGUGUACUCCUCUCUAUGGGUUUGCUCCUGGCACCACUGCUGGCUCCCCACUCAGAAUCACCACCCUGGUAUCUUCAGGCAACACUGCCAUCACGUCAGUACUGCCAGGUAAAAA
Myodes glareolus (Bank vole) is the source of this 1533-nucleotide messenger RNA. Lineage: Eukaryota; Metazoa; Chordata; Mammalia; Rodentia; Cricetidae. The record is from RefSeq and is a predicted model, not a curated record.